GUAACACAGUAACCCCGUUUUGUGGCCGUGGAUACGUCGCUACAGGGGUUAAACGCGGACACGGACUACUAAAAAGAAAGACUACUAAUAUGAAAAUAUUCUGGUGUGGUUCGCGUUGCGUUUGUGGAGUUCGGAGUGGCGAGGAAAGCGUUUUGUUUUAUUCAACCUGGUUGAACGGGAAAGACGUAAUGUGUCCCAAACCGAAGAGUAAGUUAGUGCUGGAAAUGGAUCGGGUAAGCAUAAGAGUAUAUAAUAGAUACAUAUUUGUCUGCAAAGGGAAUGUGUAGGGUAAGCAUAAGAGUAUAUAAUAGCUCUUUAUUAGCAGAAGCUUAGCUAGACAGAAACCGGGUCGGGUUCGAGCAGAUGUGAUCGGAGAAUUAAGGGACACAUUAACUGGAUCGUUAGUUGUCAGUCUGUUAUUUAAGUGGUGCAUGCAAUACUAUUUCACAGACAAGACUAGCAGCCCUCGUCGCUUUGCCAAAAAAAGCAACCUAUUUUCCCGUGGGACGUUUUUUUUCGGUGACAUAACCCAGCCACCAUGGAUAUAUUGGAGUGUCCGCUCUGCCUCUUCCUGAUGUGCGAGCCGGUGACCAUGGCGUGCGGCCACACGUUCUGCCGGAGGUGCGUGGGGGGCUACCUGCCGUCCAAAUGCCCGGUGUGCAAAGAGAGGUUAAAACAAAGAGACGUGAAAAGCAUGAAGAACAACAUCAUGCUCAUCAGCGUUAUCGAGAAGUGCUGCCCCGACGAGACAAAGACCAAGUACCAAGUACAGGAGAAGCUCAAAUCCAACGACUUCACGGAAGCUUUACGCAUCGCCAACGAGGGGUUACACUUAGUCCCACAUGAUCAGAGUUUGAAAGUGUACCGAGCUGAAGCUAACUGGGGCCUGAUGCACUUCUCUGAUGCUCUGACAGACCUCGACUACCUCUGCUGCCUUCGUCCUAACUGGACUGAGGGCUUUUUACGUAAAGGGAAUGUUCUGCUGGAAAUGGGUCAGCAGACAGACGCCCUCAUCCAGUUCCACCGUUGCCUAAAACUCCAAGCUGACUUUGCCCCUGCGAAGAGCCAGAUCAAGAAGAUUCUGGAGGCAGAGGGACGGACAGUGCCGGAGGAGGGGUCCUGCAUCUUGCAAGUGGUGUCCGAGUACCUGAAAGGGACCUGCCCCAUUACCAGCCUCAGUGGCUCCCAGGGGCCAACUCACCCUGACAAACAGGCAUGUGGGGACGAUCGAGAGGGAAAAGGGAGGAGAGAGGCACACGAGGGUUCCAAGGCGAAGUAUGAUACGGGUACCGAGUGCUGCCUCAGCCUCUGCCAAGCUGUCUCCUUCCUCCCUGCUGCUGAAGAGGACGAGGAGAUGAUGAUGAGGAAGGAAGAUGGGCACGGCCGGGGUGAAAGUGGUCACAGCAGGGAGAAAACUCUGAGUGUCCUCACCGUGUCAGACUUUGAGUGCCCUCUCUGCAUCAGGUUGUUUUAUGAGCCGGCCUCCACUCCCUGUGGCCACACCUUCUGCAAAAACUGCAUUGAGAGGAGUCUGGACCACAACCUGCGCUGUCCCCUCUGCAAACAGCCCCUACAAGAGUACUUCAAAAACAGGAAGUACAACCCCACGAUUCUGCUUCAGGACAUCAUGACCAGUCUUUUCCCUUCGCAGCUGGCAGAGAGGAAACAGGUCCAUGAAACGGAGAUGGCUGAACUGUCCAAUCUAACAAAGGACAUCCCUAUAUUUGUGUGCACGGUGGCGUACCCCGGCGUGCCCUGCCCCCUGCACAUCUUCGAGCCUCGAUACCGGCUGAUGAUGCGUCGCUGCAUGGAUACUGGCACCAAAAAGUUUGGCAUGUGCAGCUAUGAGCAUGGCAAGGGGUUUUCAGACUUUGGCUGCAUGUUGGAGAUCCUCAGUCUGGAGGUGCUGCCUGAUGGACGCUCCUUUGUGGACGCAGUGGGAGUAAGCAGGUUCAAGGUGUUGAGGAGAGGUCAGCGAGAUGGAUACAGCACUGCUGAUAUCGAGUACCUGGAGGACCUGAAGGUCGAAGGCAGUGAGUUGGAGGUUCUGGAGGGUCUCCAUGACAGUGUGUACCAGCAGGCUCAGGACUGGUACCAGCGCCUGGCUGUCCGCAUCCGCGAUCAGAUCAGCAGGCAGUACGGCACCAUGCCAGAGAAGGAUGAGAACAUUCAGGCUUCUUCCAACGGGCCGGCCUGGUGCUGGUGGCUGCUGUCCGUCCUCCAGCUGGACCCUGCCUAUCAAACCACCGUCCUGUCCCUGGCCUCCCUCAAAGACCGCUUGGGACACCUCCGCCUCGUCCUGGAGUACUUUUCUCAGAGCUAGACCCUCCUUAGCUCAGUGGUAUUGUGAAAAUGAUAAACCAAUGAAUCCAUCCACACAAAUAUUGGAGCUGGGUGUGCCCUGCAUCACCAAAUCAUGCGGUUAUAGCAGAAAGAAAGUGAUUUUAACACAUUACAGUUGUACAUUUGGCUGUUUUGAAGUUUGCAUGUGUUAUAUGUCUUACGCCGUCUUCUAUCCCAUGGGUUCAGAGUAUUUCCUGAACACACGUUGUACAUGGCUGACCAAAGAUGCUUCUUUCUUAGGUCGAUCGAAGGUGGUGAAUUAUUAUUUCUUGAUCAACUAAAUCAGUUUGAAAGACUAAGCACUAGGUGUCACUGUUUUUUCUCUCAAUUGUAAACAUGAGGAACAUACAGCGUCAGCCAAGCUAGGACAGUAUGCUGAGCUGUUAUGUGUUGCCUAUUCAAAUCAGACUCCUUGUAUUAACAUAGCGUGAUUUGGGAAUUAACAUUAAUAGCAUACACACUUUGUAGAGAUUUCUAGACAAUUAUUUCAGGACUAUGCACAUCAUUAUCAAAGUGAUUUGGAUGUUAGCCAUAGGGCACUGCUUGUAAUUCUGAUAAUUUAGUUGCAUCUAUUGGCCUUGGCAGGCAUUGACUAUGGCUCAUUUUAUACGAUUUAAUAACCUUAAGAGAUCACUAUUUAGUAUUAGACAUUGCAAUAAUAAUUUGUAAUUUCACAUGAAAAGGCAAUGACUGGAGGAUCUUUUUUUAAUAAUGAGAACUUCUGCUGGGUGACUUUCAGGAUUUGUCAUCAAGUGCUGGGAAAAGCCUGUGAAAUUAUGACAUUGAGGGGAUCAGUGAAUGGUAGGCGUGCUGUACCAGCUUUGUUUUACAGUAUAAACCUGUGUGAUGAUGCAGCACUGUAUGUAUGUGUGUCAGCUGUAAAUAAGUAAUUUUCUCUGGAGCCAUUUUCAUGACUUUCAUUAUCCGUUUUUUAAAUGUCAUAUGGUGUGGUGUCAGCAUUGAAAAUGGCUACUGUCAGUGGUCUGGCGUGAAGCCAGGACAGAGUGUUUACCAUCUCUUGUGCAGAGAUAGCUGUAAAAUAAUGUAGUGAGUGUUUGACCAGGUGCCUGGCCCCAGCUGCAUCUCCCCAUCUGUGUGGCCGCUCUACCACCAGACACCAUGCCUUUGAGAGCCUGGGCUAACUCAGCAGGAGGCUACAAGUCUUACACGUUCUAUGAUUUAGAAAGUGCUUUUGUGUUUUAUUUGGUGAUUGAUUUUUAUUUAACAUAGUGCUAUACAUUCCAUGGAAUGUUGAAGCAGCAAUGUGGCGUAUAGUUUACAAACAAAUACGAGCUUUUAAGGAAUACUUCCCCCACUAAAUGACAAUGUUAGCAGAUGGUUUUUCCCACAAUUCAUCAAGAAUGUUUUCCGGUUUUUUAUCCUUUCUUUACAUUAUAGGCAUGUUCAAAGUUUUCUUCAAGAAUUCAGAGAAAGUAAUUAACAUACAAAUGGUCAUUUGGGGGGUGAAGUAUUCCUUUAACUGAGUGAAGCCUAAGAUCUUUUUUUUACCUUGAUAAAUGUGCCAUAGAUAUAUCCAUGUUAUGUGUUUUAGAGGAAUAGUUAACUAAAAAGUGUUUAUGUUUUCUUCACCAUGAACUCUGAGGUUAGUCUUCAUCAACCCUCAUGCCUUCUGUAUGGUGGAUACUCUUCAUGGCUCUUCAUGGCCAACAUAUCAGAAUUUGAAAACACACUCAUAGAUACAGUUUGUGUGACACAGUAAAUCAGCCCUGCUAAUGUUGUAAAGAUAUAUGGUAGAAUAAAAUGGGUAAUCGUGAGAUAUGCUCAAAAAUAUUCCACUCGGGCCAGCCAAUGGAAAGACUGUUGGAUAGUGGAGCAGCAUUACCCACCCAAUAAACAGACUGACUAUUGCACUCCUGGACACUUACACUACUUAAGAUCAAGGAACACUGUCUCUGAAGAUGGAUGAAUCGACCUUUGUUAAUAAGCUGGCGUUUUUAAAGCCAUCCAAGAAUGACACUGAAGUGAAAGAUUUUAUGGUGCCAGAUAUCAUAACACGUUUUUAAGCUAUAAUUGUUGAUUUCACUGAAAAAUACAUGUACCAUAAAAGGUCAGUUUCUUGCUGCUACCAGAACACCCAAUGUUCUCUCACAGAUAAAAAGGGAUUGAGAUUCUUAUAGAAUAUUUGAAUUAAUUGCCUUGUAAACCCUUGUGGUAACUGCAUGACUACAAGCCCACUGACAUUGAGGUGAAUUCCUCUGCCCUAUCACUUAUCAGAACAUGUAUUGUUUUGUUUGUAUUUUAUUUUCUGGUACUCAGCUGCAGUUUGUCACUUUUUCUCUCUUUUUCAAAUCGUUCAUAUUUUGCGUGUGUCUUUUAUUACUUAUUGAUUCCAACUUUCAAUGAAUAAAGUGGUUAUCACAGUAA
Messenger RNA from Notothenia coriiceps (black rockcod), 4728 nucleotides. It is a transcript of the gene lonrf4, whose product is annotated as LON peptidase N-terminal domain and ring finger 4. Gene Ontology annotation, biological process: protein ubiquitination. The transcript is spliced from 12 exons. The coding region runs from base 539 to 2323 and encodes 594 amino acids. The record is from RefSeq and is a predicted model, not a curated record. Gene Ontology annotation, molecular function: ubiquitin-protein transferase activity; metal ion binding; protein binding. Lineage: Eukaryota; Metazoa; Chordata; Actinopteri; Perciformes; Nototheniidae.